This is a messenger RNA of Oryza brachyantha (malo sina), 1223 nucleotides long. RefSeq lists its product as uncharacterized. NCBI's taxonomy places the organism in Eukaryota, Viridiplantae, Streptophyta, Magnoliopsida, Poales, Poaceae. The coding region runs from base 90 to 845 and encodes 251 amino acids. The record is from RefSeq and is a predicted model, not a curated record. The transcript is spliced from 5 exons.
GACCUUCAUAAGAGAACCCCACCUGUUCGAUCAACGCGAGCCUCAACCCUCCGCGCACGCCACCUGUUCGAUCAAUUGCGCCGCCGCCCAUGAGCUUCCUGGCCGGCCGCCUCGCCGCCAAGGAGGGCGCCUACUUCCUCCAGGAGUCCAAGCACGCCGCCGGCCGCCUCGCGGGGAAGCUCCCCUCCCCCUCCCCCGCGCCCGGGCCAGCCGCGGCUCAGCCGUCCGCGUCGCCCGACGUGCUCCCGGAGAUCCUCCGCCACUCCGUGCCCAUCAGGGCGACGCCGCCCCCGGGGGAGCCCUCGCUCUCCGCGUCCUCCCGCUGGGCCCUCCCGCGGGGCGGCGCCGAGGCCGUCGGAUUGUCCCCUGACGCGCUCAACCCGCUCCGCUCGUACGUCUCUCUCCCGCAGGCCACCUUCGGCCCCAAAAGAUGGGAGCUUCCGAGUGAGCAACCUAACUACUCUGCCUCAACAGCCAAUGAGCGGCGGCGUGAUAGGCACCCACCUCCCAUGGACCCCGAAAAGUUGAAGGCUGUAGUUGCUGGAUAUUCUCAGAUUGGGAAGGCAUUUGUUGCUGCAACUAUAUUGGUGUUUGGAGGAGCAACUGCUGUCCUAUUAUACACAGCAGAUAAGCUGCAGUUGCAUUCGGUAAAUGAUGUCAGAACUAAAGGAAGAGAUGCAGUGCAACCACGAGCCGAUAUGAUCAAAGAACAAAUAGCUCCGUUGAGAAGCUGGGCCGAAGAGAUGUCCCGAAAAUGGCAUUUUGAAGGAGAUAAAGAUGCCAAGGAGAAGUCCAUCAUUAGAGAGCUUUCAAGAGCACUUGGCUCUAGGACACCACCAAAUUGAUCAAACAUCAUCGGCCGCAUCUUGUUGUUGAUAAGUUCAUCAUCAUCAAGUUCUUUGCUUAUAUGCCCAUGUAUAUGUUUGUUAUAUAUAAGCCUAUAGUAAUGAGAUCCCUAUGUAAUGUCAUAUUGAAUAAGAGAAUUUGUUACAUCCCCUUGUGAUCCGUGUAAAAGACUGCGGUUUCAGAUUUGGGCUCUGAUAGAGUUGACAACAGCUUCUGUUAUGUAAACAGAAUCAUCACAGCACAGCGUCUGCUGCAGCCUGCAGCAAUCCAUGCGAUCUCUUAGCUGUCAUUCACAUCAUUUGGUGUAACAACAAUAUAUGCGAACUUUCAUGUCUUCAAUGUAGGGCACCUUUGGGGGAGUUUUAGAUUCUAAGAAA